AUGGCUGCUGGACACAUUGCAAGAUAUAUUCGUCAUGCUCCAGCUAUAAAACCACACGUUCCAGCUUAUGUGAAAUGGAGUUCCAAACUUUUAGGUGCUACUAUGUGGUUUUGGAUUAUGUUGAGAAUUAAAGAAGAUGGGCCAGUUAUGUUUGGUCUCAAAUUACCAUUUGAACAUCAUUAG
Candida albicans SC5314 is the source of this 183-nucleotide messenger RNA. RefSeq lists its product as uncharacterized. The record is from RefSeq and is a predicted model, not a curated record. The coding region runs from base 1 to 183 and encodes 60 amino acids. The transcript has a single exon. NCBI's taxonomy places the organism in Eukaryota, Fungi, Ascomycota, Pichiomycetes, Serinales, Debaryomycetaceae. Gene Ontology annotation, cellular component: mitochondrial inner membrane.